This is a messenger RNA of Pyricularia oryzae 70-15, 3539 nucleotides long. RefSeq names its product neutral trehalase. Gene Ontology annotation, biological process: trehalose catabolic process. NCBI's taxonomy places the organism in Eukaryota, Fungi, Ascomycota, Sordariomycetes, Magnaporthales, Pyriculariaceae. Gene Ontology annotation, molecular function: alpha,alpha-trehalase activity; calcium ion binding. The transcript is spliced from 6 exons. Gene Ontology annotation, cellular component: cytoplasm. Bases 816 to 3026 code for a protein of 736 amino acids. The record is from RefSeq and is a predicted model, not a curated record.
GCUGUCUGCAACAGAUUUGCAACUAUGUAAGGUAUUGUCAUGAGUUUGCAAACCCUUCUUCAGGUCGCGUGUUCAUUCAUGCCUUGAUAAUUCGUUGUGUUCCCACAAACAAAUUGUCUCCGUAACCGCUUCGUUUGCUAUCUGCUUGCCCGCCCCCAGUCUAGCCCAAACAAGACAAUUAAUUGAAUAAGGUGCCUGUACCUUGCCUCGCCCUACUCAACAACAAUUUAUUAGCAUGGACCGUCCAGUAAGACCCCUGCCCUGGCACCCCUCGCCUACCUUACCUUACUUUCGUACGUUGCCUUACCGUGCCGCCAACGCCCGGCAUCUCCUAAAGCUUUCCUCAAAGUGUCAAAUGACAAUUAAUUUGUCCUCACCGGCAAGGUACUGAACGCCACUUUCGGGGACCAGUUCUUAAGCUCUAUAUAUAAUUUCUAAAACUACGAGGGUCUCAACACGGCAAGUGAGUUGUAGGUUUUCUUUUUCGUUUCUUGGCCACACCUUGGCGUUGCACUUUGGGAAAAAGACCAAUCAAUGUGUCCGAUCCACCUGCCUGGAUCCGACCCAAAAACCAACCCAAAAACCGGCAGCCACCCUUCGGACACACACUUCAACCCAACUUUCCUCACGCAAAUAGCUUGCCUUGUCCUGCCAUACCAUUCAACAUUAGCUGACACAGUUACUGGCAACAAACCACAAGACUACCAUCACCGACGACGCUCGACCUUCCCCGUCACCGACUCGUUAGAACCUGUUCCCAUUGGGAUCAGAAAACUUAACCCAAAGCUCUUCCUACUGAAUCGAAGUCAUUCACCAUGAGCGAAGCUCCUCAGGCCCGUCGGGUAGGGUCUGUAGACGACCACAGCGUCUACGAUGAUGCAAAGACGUACUAUACAUCCGAGGAGCGGCACAACAACUCGAGGAGCGGUCCUAGGCAGAGGACGUACUCGCAGAACAGCUUGCUUGGUCAGAUGGAGCGAUUGGGCCUGAAGGAACCAUUCCGGAGAGGCAGUCAUGACGAGUCCAACCACAAUAGACGUUUCCUCAUCCAGGUCGACCCCACCCUUGAAAGCCUGAAAUCCCAAGAGGAUACCGAUGGGAAUAUGCAAAUCACCAUCGAGGACAACGGGCCCAAGGUUCUUACGCUUCGCACUGCAGGGUCCAACGGCCACAACAGAUUUGACAUUCGUGGCACUUACAUGCUUUCGAACCUCCUCCAAGAGCUGACGCUGGCACAAGAAUAUGGACGCAAACAAGUCAUUCUUGAUGAGGCACGUCUGAACGAAAACCCGGUCAAUCGUCUGUCCAGAUUGAUUCGGGACCACUUCUGGGAUGCUCUUACUCGUCGCAUCGAUGCAUCUAGCAUUGAGGUAGCAGCCAAGGAUCCCAAAGACUGGACCGACGACCCUCGGCCCCGCAUUUACGUGCCAAAGGGGGCACCUGAGCAGCUUGAGUACUACAAAAAGUUGGCUGCGGAUAAGCCCGAUAUACGCCUGGAUGUCGUUGAGCUUCCCGAGACUAUUACUCCCGAGUAUGUCGUCGGCAUCAACAAAGCCCCGGGUCUUCUUGCCGUGGACAUGGAAGAGACUGUGGACCCCAAGACCGGGGAGAGGGUCAUGAGCGGUCGUCCAUUCGUCGUUCCUGGCGGUCGCUUCAACGAGCUGUACGGCUGGGACAGCUACAUGGAGUCUCUCGGUCUCCUUGUUAACGACAAGGUCUACCUGGCCAAGUCCAUGGUCUUGAACUUCUGCUUCUGUAUCAAGCACUAUGGAAAAAUCUUGAACGCCACUAGGUCUUACUACCUUUGCCGAUCCCAGCCGCCAUUCCUCACUGACAUGGCUCUGCGCGUCUACGACAAGAUUCGACACGAGCCUGACGCAACCGAGUUUCUUCGGACCGCCAUCCUUGCUGCAAUCAAGGAGUACCACAGUGUUUGGGUGGCCGAGCCCCGCUUGGACCCAGUCACUGGCCUCUCACGAUAUAGGCCCGAGGGAACCGGCGUGCCGCCGGAGACCGAAGCUGACCACUUCUUGCACAUCUUGGAGCCUUACUACAAGAAACACAACAUGACCUUCAAGGAGUUUGUCGAAGCGUACAACUUUGGUCGCAUCCGAGAACCGGAGCUGGACAAGUACUUCCUGCACGACCGGGCCGUGCGAGAGUCUGGCCACGAUACUUCAUACCGUCUGGAGGGUGUAUGUGCAGACCUUGCGACCGUUGAUCUCAACACCUUGCUGUUCAAGUACGAAACAGACAUUGCGCGUACCAUUCGCAACGUGUUUGGAGACAAGCUCGUCAUCCCAGCCGAGUACUGCGUCGGUUCCCUCCAGCCAGGUCAGGUUGAGACGUCGGCAAUUUGGGACCGACGAUCUAAGCGGAGAAAGCUCGCCAUUGACAAGUAUCUGUGGAACGAGGAGGCGGGUAUGUACUUCGACUAUGACACUGCCAAGCGCCAGCAGUGCAACUACGAGAGCUGCACGACCUUUUGGGCGCUGUGGGCUGGCGUUGCAAGCCCCAAGCAAGCGGCUAUUAUGGUCACGCGGGCACUCCCCAAGUUCGAGGCAUACGGAGGUUUGCUUUCAGGCACAGAGGAAUCAAGGGGCCAGAUAGGACUGGAUCGCCCAAACCGUCAAUGGGACUACCCCUAUGGCUGGGCGCCACAGCAGAUGCUUGCCUGGACGGGCCUGUAUCGCUACAGCUUCACCGAGGAGGCUGAAAGGCUGGCAUACAAGUGGCUUUUCAUGAUCACCAAAGCCUUUAGCGACUUCAACGGCGUCGUGGUAGAGAAGUAUGACGUAACGCGCCCUGUGGACCCGCACCGCGUCGAUGCGGAGUAUGGAAACCAGGGUCUUGGGUUCAAGGGAGUUGCGAAGGAAGGAUUCGGCUGGGUCAACGCCAGUUACAUCUACGGACUUCAGAUCAUCAAUGCCCACAUGCGCCGCGCGUUGGGGACCCUCACGCCGUACGACACCUUCAUCAAGGCACUUGAGGAUAAUCGUAACCGCGCUCUGUCAGAGAUGGUCUGAAUUGAGCUCAAAAGGCAAGAUUCCAAGACGCUCAAGUAAGAGACAUAACGCCACUGGACAUCGUCCUAUAUAACGUAGCGUGCUCGCCUCUUACCUCGUGCCGCGGCGUAUUGCAGGCGUUGCUACCUCCAAAGAUCAGCAAGAUGAGAAAAGACAUUUCGUGUUAUUCUCAAGUCUCGUUCCUGGACCAUCAUUUCUUAACUUGCAUAAGCUCUUAUGGUAGUGGUUACUUGCAUUUAUAGAGGCUAUAGUAGUGACAGGAGAUGGAACAGGGGUUUGUGUAUAGAUUCGCUACUCUAUAGGGCCCCACUUCGAUAGAGAGGUUAAUAGAAGGUUUCUUGGUCCGAAAAAAAGUUAGCAGGCUAGAUGCAUUGUCGAUUGUAGUUCAGGUAAUGCUUCUGCUAAGUUAAUAAAGUUGAAAGGAUCGUGAGAAGCCAAAAGACCUGUAUGGGUAGUUGAAAGAUAGGAGGAGGGGUAGCGGUGGGAGUUGGUUAUAAAAGUGGAGCUCAACGU